UUUUAGGGCUUGAUUUUCCUUUUCUUCAGCGGACAGAUAAGUGGGAGAUGGAGAAUUCUAUCGGCAGAGGCGGAAUCGAAGAGAACAUCUUGGCUAUUCUCGACGCCUCUGAGACUAAAGAGACUCGGGACGCCAACGAUGAUAGUACGUUAGUUAUUUGAUUUGCUCUUUGCUUAUUUAUUCUCUGUUUGGUUUCCGAAAUAACCGCAGCAAAAUAAAAGGGAAGUAAAAGUUUUAGAUUUUACUUUCUUGUCGUUCUGGUUCCCGGAAAUCGGAAGGUCGAACGCAACUGGAACUGCUGAUAAACAGUGUGGGGAUUCUUAUAGGAGAUUCUUAAAUUGGAAUUUGAAUUUCUGAACUUUUCCUACAUUUCAUACAUUUUAUAUCUCAUCAUUAUGUUGAUUGAUGCAUAGGGAUUGCUUUUCUGGAAGCUGUUCGCGCUGCAUCGAUUGUUCCAGAAAGUGGAAUAGCCCCAACUAAGUAAUUGUCUUUGUCUGCCCAUGCGUGUUAGUUAUCAUCGUCAUUUCUUUUCUCAACUGACUAUUUUUAUCAGUUUACUAAUCUAAGAAGCCUUAUAGCACUGACCAUCAUCUCAUCUUCUUUAUGCAAAAUGUGUGCAGCGGUGUUCCGGAUCUUGAGGGUUGGCAAAUCUUUAGAACUGAUUAUGCCAAGUUUCCAGCUUUUGAAUGAAUUAGAUAAGCGUUACCCUCGGCUGUAUUUAUCAAGUUCAGAUAGAUCCAAAUCAUCCUCUAGUGCUCCGCUUGAACUUGUCCUGGUUAAAGAGGCUUGGUCACCAUUUGUUGCUGACUUAGGUACCAGUAGUAGUGAGAAGCAAGUGGCUGACAAAAACUCGGGUGGACCAUUUGAUUCUUCUGGUUUUCAUCUUCUUAUACAAGACCUUGCUGAAGUGGCUCGUGAUGCAAAUUUUAAAACAUUAGACAUGAAGUUCUUGGGGAGCAUGUUGGUGUUCCAGUAUCUUUUGAAUGUUUUAGAAGGAGAUAUGCUACCUCGUAAAAGUGGAGAAACUAUGAACUGGACCCUUCUGAGGGAAUCUUUGCUCAACAUGCUUCUGAUUUCUUUGCAGGGGUCAAGAAAAUCAAACUACAAAGUCUUAGUGAGGGAUUGCUUGACUGUUAUGUGUGGACUGUAUCAACUCCAAUCUACGUUCAGUAAUGAUCCAAUGUAUGUGGAGACUUCUGUGGCAAAGCCAUCUGAUAAUUAUGAUCCUGCUGUGGCAGUUGCUUUUCCUGAAAUAGGAAAUAAUACUUGCAUUGCAAUGCAGAAACUUCUUACCCUGAUUAUGGAGCUUGAUAUGUCGAAGAAGGAAGCCGAUAUGCAAGGUUAUACUACCAGAGCCGAUGGUGUGAGAACCCCACUGGUAGAGGUAAUUCUAGAUGAACUAACUUACAAUGAUGAGAUUCUUUCCCCAUUUCUCCAGGUCUUCAAUGACCCAAAAUGGAAGCUGGAAAUAAUCUUGCAGUAUAUCUGGAAAUACACGCCUAAGCCUCCUGUUCGCACUCGGAGAUCAAAUGGUUCUACGGAUGAUGCAACGUUAAGUGGAGCCUUGAAGUGUUUUUCAAGUACUACAAGUACAAAAAGCAUUGUAAAAAAGAUUGGUAUUGAAGUAAUUCAGUUGCUCUUAGCACAUGCUUUUAAGGCUCAUUUGUUUCUCUCGUCCGGAAAAUGUCCUGCUCUAGGUGACCCAGAUUCCAAGGAAGAUGUGAGAGACAACCCUCUUGUGGAGAUUUGCGAGAAUAUGAUCUCUGCUUUCAAUAGUUUGAGAAGAAUAGACGAGAACAUGGAGGUUUUGUCAUUUGGAAAAGAAGCACUGUUUACAGCGGCAACCAUUCUCUCCACAAAGUCAUAGGAGCCUGGAACAUUUGACUCCUGAGGGAUGACGUUCUGCGGACAACCUGACUUAUCAGCAAGCAUACUUUCAUGGGGCCUCCCGCUUUCAUUACAUUGCCCAUUUUGUUAAAAAACACAAGUUCAAGAAGUUCUCCCAUUCUUUUUACUGUUUUCUUCUUCCUCCCCGUACAUAUUUUUGGUCCGUCAUGCUUACUUGCUAACUUGUGUUUUUUAAUCCCCGUGUAUCUAUUCCAAAACAUAUACUCUUAUUUUUGGCAUCAAUUUCAUCAAUCAUCACACAAAUAAAA
Molecule: messenger RNA, 2156 nt
Organism: Carya illinoinensis
Lineage: Eukaryota; Viridiplantae; Streptophyta; Magnoliopsida; Fagales; Juglandaceae
Product: negative regulator of systemic acquired resistance SNI1
Exons: 14
Coding region: 611-1867 (418 amino acids)
Biological process (GO): negative regulation of systemic acquired resistance; negative regulation of DNA-templated transcription; DNA damage response
Cellular component (GO): Smc5-Smc6 complex; nucleus
Molecular function (GO): transcription cis-regulatory region binding
Source: RefSeq, a predicted model, not a curated record